UGCCUUUCGUCUCCUCUACGCAGCCGACUUUGCCUUCUGAACUGCAUACAGAGAGAGAACCUACACUUCUACAGCCAUGACUGUCGUUUUGAAGAUGCUGUGCGUUCUGCUCUGUGCAGUGUUCACUUCUGCUGAUGUCAUGCCCAUGACUGACUUCGACCUGGAAAAGAUGGGAGGAAAGUGGUAUUUCAUUGGCUUUGCUACAAAUGCAAAAUGGUUUGUCAGUCACAAGGCUGACAUGAAGAUGGGAACUGCCAUGCUGGUGCCUACCGAGGACGGAGACCUUGAUCUCAGUUACACUAAUCUGAAGUACUUCUCCUGUCUGUAUUAUCAGUAUCCGAAAAAGCCUUUAGUUGGCUUUCCAACGGCCCUGAAGACCACAGCUACAUCAGAACAGCACUUUUCCUAA
Sinocyclocheilus grahami is the source of this 409-nucleotide messenger RNA. RefSeq names its product lipocalin-like. Lineage: Eukaryota; Metazoa; Chordata; Actinopteri; Cypriniformes; Cyprinidae. The record is from RefSeq and is a predicted model, not a curated record. The coding region runs from base 77 to 409 and encodes 110 amino acids. The transcript is spliced from 3 exons. Gene Ontology annotation, molecular function: small molecule binding.